Messenger RNA from Penaeus monodon (black tiger shrimp), 1255 nucleotides. Its product is annotated as endoplasmic reticulum-Golgi intermediate compartment protein 2-like. Lineage: Eukaryota; Metazoa; Arthropoda; Malacostraca; Decapoda; Penaeidae. The transcript is spliced from 9 exons. The record is from RefSeq and is a predicted model, not a curated record. Gene Ontology annotation, cellular component: COPII-coated ER to Golgi transport vesicle; membrane; endoplasmic reticulum. Gene Ontology annotation, biological process: endoplasmic reticulum to Golgi vesicle-mediated transport; retrograde vesicle-mediated transport, Golgi to endoplasmic reticulum. The coding region runs from base 63 to 1148 and encodes 361 amino acids.
CCGCGAACGUAAACACUGUCGUGGCAGACGAAGGUUCGAGGAUAGGUCCUCACACCUGAAAGAUGUUGCGCCGUAGGAAAACCACUCUCCAGACGGUGAAGAGCCUUGAUGCCUUCCCAAAAACUUCCGAAGAAUGUGUGGAAUCUACACCUACAGGAGGCACAAAAUUUACUUUUGCUACAGAUGUUGGGGCAGAUGUGCUUGACAUGACAGGUGAGCAAGUCAUGACGUUUGGUGAGCUGGAGAUGGAGGACACAUGGUGGGAGUUGGAUCCUGACCAACGGGCGCACUUUGAUGGUGUACAGAGGGUGAACAGUUAUCUCCGGGACCAGUUUCACUCCAUCCACGAGUUCCUGUGGCGGAGUGGAUACACAAAUAUUUUUGGUGACAUGCCUCCAAGACGCCGAUUUCCACAGAAAGAAAAAGAUGCAUGCCGCAUCUAUGGACAUCUUGGAAUCAACAAAGUGGCUGGAAACUUUCACAUAACUGCAGGUAAAUCCAUCCCAUUGCCAAGAGGCCAUGCUCACUUGGCUGUGUUUAUGGAUGAGCAGGACUACAAUUUCACACACCGUAUAGACAAAUUGUCUUUUGGUGAUGCUUCUCCUGGGGUCCUGCACCCUCUGGAAGGAGACGAGCAGAUAGCUGAGAAAAACUUUUUAACCUACCAAUACUUCAUUAUGGUUGUGCCAACCAAGGUUGAUACAUACAGCCACCGUGGAUCUACAUUUCAGUACUCAGUAGCAGAACAGCACCGUGAAAUAUCCCAUGAAAAGAAUUCGCAUGGUACUCCAGGGAUUUUCUUCAAAUAUGAUGUCUCAGCUUUGAAAGUGGAAGUCGUGGAAAGACAUGAACCUUUCCUUGAAUUCUUGACAAGAUUGUGUGGCAUUGUAGGAGGAAUAUUUACGUGUUCUGGUUUGGUAAGCCGUUUUGUAGGCUUCUUGGUAAACUGCUUCACAUGCCGCUACUUCAUGGCCCAAAAGGCGGUUAGCACUGAAGAAGACACAUCAAAGCAGUCAGUUGUACCUUCAGCUUCCUUGCUUCAAGCAGUGAAUCUGUCACCAUCAGAUGCUGGUCCCCAAUUGACCUCUAAAACAACUACUAGUACACCUUUACUAGAGGCGCCAGGGAUGGGGAAUUUGACGACUUGACAGUCUUGUAAGAAUCUAUAGAUUCAUAUUUUUAUAUACUACUUUUCUUUCCUUCAUAAGUAUAAUUUAGCAGUUUGUUUUAAAAAUUAUUAUUAUUAUUAUUAUUA